GAUCUCGGAGUAGUGAGAGUACUUAGACUAAGAGUCAAGUAAAUCUAACGAGUUACAAUGAACUUACAUAGAUGAUAGAUCUAGAUACUAGCUAGCCAAUAUGAGUGAAUGUAGACUAGUGGAGAUUCAGAUUGACUGAUAAUCUGACUUACUCUGACUGAGUAACUAGACUAGAAAAUCUAAGUCAACUAGAUUAGAUAUCAUAUUACUGGAGACAGCUGGAGAGGCUAUAAGUUCAAAAAUGUUUUCAUUCAUCAUGACAGUGUUGUUGUUAUUAUUAUUCAAUGAUCAAUUUUUUGUCAACUGCUGGAGCAAUUCAUUUUUUAGUGAGCAACUUUUUACAAAUACUAGUGAUGCUAAUUCACUGUUACUUAUUUCUUUUGAUGGCUUCAGGUGGGAUUAUAUUCAAAGCAGAAGAGCAAAGACACCAAACUUUGAUCGCAUUAUAAGUGAAGGUGUUACUGUUCAACGGGGACUAAAGAAUGCUUUUGUUACGAAAACUUUCCCAAAUCAUUACACACUUGUCACUGGAAUGUGGGAAGAAAGCCAUGGAAUAGUGGGCAAUCAGAUGUAUGACCCUCAUUUAAAUCAGGUUUUCACUCCUGAAAAUAUUUCAGCUAAUAGCGAUCCAGCUUGGUUCGAUGUCGGCGCAGAGCCCAUAUGGGUCACCAAUCACUUGCAGAAGAAAGGAAAGAGUGGUGUUUGCAUGUGGGUCGGAGGUGGCGCACCUGUCAAGAAAGUCCACCCAGAUAUUUUUAUUCCUUAUAAUGAAAGUUUCGACGAUUAUAAUAAGAUUGAUACAGUGGUUAAAUGGUUUUCUGAUGACAAUCCUAUUAACCUUGGACUUAUAUAUUUUGACCAACCUGAUGCAUAUGGUCAUAAGUUCGGCCCAGAUUCAUCAAAUGUUACAGAGAUGAUAGAACAUCUUGAUGCUGUUGUUGGUUACUUGUUAGAGCAGCUAAACAAAACCAGCCUACUCCAAAAGAUGAACAUUAUUCUGACGAGUGAUCAUGGGUUCACAAACACACCAGCAAACAAAGUAAUACAUCUUGACAAAUAUGUGAACUCCUCAUUGUAUAAUGUGUCUGCAUUUUCUCCAGUUGCUCUUAUUUGGCCACUUAAAGGUCAUUUUGAUACAGUAUAUAAUGGCUUGAAGGAAGGUGAAGCUAUCGAUGGUAACUUCUCAGUCUAUAAGAAAGAAGAUAUCCCAGAAUACUUCCAUUACAAGAACAAUGUCAGGAUUAGUCCAAUUAUUGCUGUUGCUGAUGACACAUAUUCUUUUGGAACCAAAGAGUAUCCUUAUCCAGAACACGAACUUGGUAAUCAUGGCUAUAAUAACAGUCUACAAGAUAUGCAUCCAUUUUUUAUCGCCAUGGGUCCUUCCUUCAAGAAAAACUUCUCAGUGGAGACAUUCAACAGUGUGGAUAUCUACCCACUUUUGUGCCAUUUGCUUCAUCUGACCCCAGCACCAAAUAAUGGAAGCUUAGACAUAGUGUCUCAACUUCUGAUAGAAGAACCUACAAAAAUAGCAGUGAUAACUCUGGUUACAUAUAUUCUCUGCAUUUCUCUGAUUUUAAUAGUGGCAGGCGUUUUCUCUGCGGCAACAAUUUAUUAUUGGAACAGGUCAAAGUACUCACUUUACACCUCGCUGACAUCCAGUGAGAGUCCAUUACAUCUUGAAUCAUGACGGCAGUUAACCAAGAGUGUCAGCAGUUAACAUAGAGUGUCAGCAGAUGAUUAGAAGAAAAAUCUGUUUAAAAAACAAACAAAUGCAAAGAUUUCUUAUAUUAUGAAAGUUUUUUUUAAAGUAAUUUCGUGUUUUUUUUUAAAUAUGUAUUUUUUUUUGUAAUCCCGAUUUUAACCAUCUCUUAUAUCUAGGAAGAAUUAUGAUUCUGUAUUUACUGUUACACCCAACAAUAUAUUCUGGGUUUUUUUAAUGGCCAGGUAGUGUUCAAAUUUUUUUUUUUUUUUUCUUCUUAUAUGUUGCAAAGCAUUGAAUAUUCAGAAUUAGUUUUAAUUUUAACCUGGAAAAUAAUAAUUGUUCCGUGGGGACUGUCCAUGUGGUUUCUAUCUGUGUUUCUAUCCAUGUGGCUUCUAUCCAUAUUUGAAUCCUGCUCCCGUUUAAACAUUUGGACACUAUGACGUCAUAAAUAACACGCAGGCUAGAGCUGAUGUACUUUCAUGAAAGUUCAAUAUUUAAAACCUGGCCCCAUACCUUGCCAUUGUCUGACAUGAGUCAGGGUCAGUUAAAAUGGAUGCCUGCCUGGAUGUGUGGUAUAAUUGUCGACAAGAUGGUCCUAAGAUCAAACCCUGCUCUCUGCGAUCCUCUUUCUGUUCUGCUGGAGGCUUAGCCUAGUAAGUAAUCAUCGUCAUUUCUAAAAGUACGUCAGAAACUUGUAAAACGAAAGAACACCACCAGAAAAAAAAAAAUUAUUUCCUGGCUAUAUAAUAAUUAUGGGUUCAAAAGUCUCAAUGUGUCUUGUACAAUGUAUAUUUUUAUAGUUACAAUCUCCUACUGGCCUUAUCAAUCUUCAAUGAAAUCAUUGCUGUUAGUGUGUGAGGGCUAAUUGUUCGGUUCAUUGACUGGCAGUGCCUUAUUGCAAUAUAAUUUUUUUCUAAUGUUCUGUUUGUGAAUAAAUGGUGAUAUAAUAAAUGAUAUGCGUUGGAUACUAAUAGACUGGUGUAGGUUUUGAUAUCAGAAGUCUAGCCAGUCUUUAUAUAAGUAUUCUAAUGUUUGUGUUUGUAACUCUUGUAUGUGCACAAAUCUACAAAACAAUUGAAUUGUAAUUACCAUGCUAUUUCUACUUCAAUUAGUAAGUGCUACAUGCAAUUGUAACAUUGUUCUUUAAGUGUGUCCUUGACAUUGUCUUUAUUUUGAGAUCUCUCGCUAUCUUCCACUUUUCAUUUUCCUACGUUUUUAUUUCUUUUGCAUCCAUUAUAUCACCACCACAUUUCUAUAUAUCAGUUUUCUUUUUUUUUUUUUUUUUUUAUUGCUAAAAAAAACAACCAAAUCAAAGUGUAAACCAAUGAACCGAUAGCUGUGAUUAACACCAAGGGUGAUUACCUCCAAUUAAGUAUGAAAAUGUUUGUAUGUUAUAGUAAUGUUUGCACCUGUUUUAAAAAAAAAUAGGUUCACAAAUUUCAAUUUUAAAGAUGAAGCAAGUCACCAAAAAAAUAACUAAAAGUUGAAGUUUAAUUACAGUUGAAGGUUUUUAUACUAUGUAUUGAUCGAACAAUAAGUGAUUUUAUUUUUUAAACAGAAAGUGAUUUCAGGAUGUAGGAAGAAUGGCUUGACCUGUAAACCACUUUCUAAUGUGUAUCCUCAACAAUAAUAUGAUACUCCUUCUUCCCUAGUGCUAUUAGAGCAUGGAAUGGGUUGCCUGAGCUAGCCAGGAAACCAGUGACUUGUCAGAAUUUAAGUCAUUGGUUAAUAUGCAUGACUGAAUGCAUGACGCGUAGAACGUAAUCAUCUUCUUUUUUGAAGUAAUGUCUGUAUUAUAUAAGAUAAGAAGAUAAGAUAAGAUGUAACAACAAUAAUGCAGUGUGAUGAUGAGAGGGGGAGGGGGCUGAGCUGCAUAAGCUGCUUUCCUAACUUGAGAGGGGGGGGUGGGACUGAAAUUUGGUUCUCCUUAUUAACCAGGAAUUUUAGUUGGACAUCUGACCUUGAACUAAAUUGUGUCUGUUGAGGGCACAGCACAGAAACCAGAUCCCCCCCCCCCCUCCUCCCCCUCGCCAUCACCCCAAUAUGUCCCUAAAAGAGACUGGACUAGAGAAAACCGCUAUAAAAGCAGAGACAACAAAAAUGGCCAUUAAUAUAUAAUAUUGUCUUGUAAAUACAAUUUUCUUCUUGCCUAUGUUCUUGCCACAGUGGAAGGAGCAGAAUUAGUAGUCUCUAUUUUUUUGUGUGUUAGAUGUGGCUGUGUAUUCACAAAAGUCCUGGAGCUAAAACUCCUUUGUGUCCUCAAUGACAAGGGAUGUAAUUCUUGUUCAGAUGUUCUCUGCUGUUGUCAGUACUUGAGAUUAAGGCUUUUUUUAGCGGCCCCCGAAAGGGGAAAAGACGCUAUUAGUUUUGUGCGAAAUGUCUGUCCGUCUGUCCGUCCGUCCCGUUUAGAUCUCGUAAACUAGAAAAGAUAUUGAAAAUCCGACAUCACAAUAUUUUAGACCAUUCAAAGUUCUGAUGCAACUGCUACUUUUUUUUUUCUGAAAGUGAAAAAUCUAAUUUUUAAAAUCAGUUAUGCAAGCAGUUUUUUAAAGAGAAAAAGCUAAUUAGUAUGCAUUAUAAGUUAGACCUAAUUUAAAAUGAAUAGUAAUCUUAUAAACUUCAUUUUUAUGAACAUUUUUUUUACUGCGGAAUUUUUUUUUUUUUUUUUUUUUUAGGAUUCGAAUAAGAGAUUGAGCCUUUUCAAAACAAUUGGAUCAAUUAUAAGACAUCAGUUAGGCCAAGGGAGGCGCGGUGGCUGAGCGGUAAAGCGCUUGGCAUCCGAACUGGGGGUCCGGGUUCAAAUCCUAUUGAAGACUGGGAUUUUUAACUUUGGAAUCUUUGGGCGCCUCUGAGUCCACUCAGCUCUAAUGGGUACCUGACAUUAGUUGGGGAAAAGUAUAGGCGGUUGGUCGUUGUGCUGGCUACAUGACACCCUCGCUAAUCGUAGGCCACAAAAACAGAUGAACUUUACAUCAUCUGUCCUAUAGACCACAAUGUCUAAAAGGGGAACUAGUUAGGCCAGGUUCACAUCUAACUUUACAUUCACUUUCACCUAUCCUUUGAUCUGCGGGACCGUUGGGGCACUACACAAGAUCUGUUAACCUUCUUUCUCCAUUCUUAUCUCUCAUUUGUCUUUGAUAUAAUUUCAUUUGCAUGUUCUUUCUGAAAAUAUUGCAGCCUGCCUGGAUGGACCUUUUCGGGGGCCGAUUUUGAGUUUGUGUUUCCACACAAACUGUCUUUUGUAACCUUGUUGUUUUUUUUUGUUUUGUUUUGGCAGGUCUAAUAAUGAUGAUUUAUAUUAACAUAAACAUAUGAAAGUCUUUCUGAAACAUUUUGUAACAUUUGUGUUUGUGUCUGGCAGAGAAUGUUUAUUGUGUUUUUUUUUUUAUCUUUUUGUAAAGUUUUUUUUUUUUUAUUUAAUGUGGAUUAAUGUUAUAAUUGCCAUGUUUUUUUAUGACUUAUAGUGGGGUUUUUUUUUGGUUUUUUUUUUUUGGUUUAUGUAUUUUGUUUUAAAGCUGUAGUUAAAUGAAUGUGAAAUGAUUUCUAAAAAUGGAACUUGUGUGCAAUGCAUUGAAGUGAUAAUGUCUAAGGAUCUGACUUUGACAAAGGUGAAGAGCAGAAGUUCAAUCCUUUUUGGAGUCAUUCUUUAUUAAUAAGAUACUUUAUGUAAUGGAGAUUUUCUUUUUUGAAAAGAUCAAUUUUGUAGAAAUAACAAACGUUAAGUUCUUGGGUCCCCUCUAGUUAAAAAAAAAAUUUUUAUGAAUAUCCAUACAGAACAUUAAUACUCUGAAAGACACAAAGAUAAAGGCACAUACCUCGUCCCAUAUGCUAGGACAAAUUUGUACAAAUACUCCUUCUUCCCUAGUGCUAUUAGAGCCUGAGCUAGCCAGGAAAACCAGUGACUUGGCAGAAUUUAAGUCAUUGGUUAAUAUGCAAGACUAAAUGCAUGACGCAUAGGACGUAAUCAUCUUCUUUUUUGAAGUAACGUCUGUAUUAUAUAAGAUAAGAUAAGAUUAAGUGCCUGGUUGUGCAGUAUCUGCUCUGGACUGUCAUCUCGAUGGUAGUGGGCUCAAACCCUUCACGCCGCCAUCUAUUCAUGUCCUGCAGGAUGUUUGGGCUAGCACAUAAUUCCAAAUUUGGUACAUCUGAAACAUGUCAAUUAGACAUUUGUUUUCAUAAUACAUUUUGUUCAAUGAUAUUAAAAAGCUGAAAUUGUA
Molecule: messenger RNA, 5919 nt
Organism: Biomphalaria glabrata
Lineage: Eukaryota; Metazoa; Mollusca; Gastropoda; Planorbidae
Product: ectonucleotide pyrophosphatase/phosphodiesterase family member 5-like
Exons: 4
Coding region: 242-1687 (481 amino acids)
Source: RefSeq, a predicted model, not a curated record